Sphaerulina musiva SO2202 is the source of this 1249-nucleotide messenger RNA. RefSeq names its product cytochrome c peroxidase mitochondrial precursor. Gene Ontology annotation, biological process: response to reactive oxygen species; cellular response to oxidative stress; hydrogen peroxide catabolic process. Gene Ontology annotation, molecular function: peroxidase activity; heme binding. Bases 96 to 1097 code for a protein of 333 amino acids. The record is from RefSeq and is a predicted model, not a curated record. The transcript has a single exon. Lineage: Eukaryota; Fungi; Ascomycota; Dothideomycetes; Mycosphaerellales; Mycosphaerellaceae.
ACUCUAUCUCUCUAAAAAAAAAGAGAACCGCUCACUCAAACCCUCACAGCAAACAGCCAGCCUCUUCCUCCUCCACCCACCAAAAGAAAAAAACCAUGUCUCAACCCAUCUCCCCCUCCCUCCUCUCCUCCAUAAAACAAGACAUCCACACCCUCCUCACCCAACCCACCUACGACGACGGCAGCGCGGGCCCCAUCCUCGUGCGUCUCGCCUGGCACAGCUGCGGAACCUACUCCCUCACAACCGACACAGGCGGCAGCAACGGCGCAGGAAUGCGCUACGAAGCCGAAGGCGGCGACCCGGCCAACGCCGGUCUGCAACACGCUCGCGUCUUCCUCGAACCGAUCAAAUCCCGCUACGGCCAGCACAUUACGUAUUCGGAUUUGUGGACGUUGGCGGGCGUCGUGGCUGUGGAAGCUAUGGGUGGACCGCGAUGCGAAUGGAAAGGCGGCAGGACGGAUUUUGUGGAUGAUAGUAAACUUCCUCCGAGAGGGAGAUUGCCUGAUGGGGCGAAGGGGAGUGAGCAUUUGAGAGACGUGUUUUAUCGAAUGGGGUUUGGGGAUCAGGAAAUUGUGGCGCUGUCGGGUGCGCAUAAUUUGGGGAGAUGUCAUGCCGAUCGAUCGGGGUUUGAGGGUGCCUGGGUGAAUUCUCCCACGAGGUUUUCGAAUACCUAUUUUAAAUUGAUGAUUUCCGAGGAGUGGAAGGAGAAGGUCUUGGAGAAUGGGACAAGACAGUUUGUGCAUUAUGAUGAGGACUCCGGGGAGGAAUUGAUGAUGCUGCCCACGGAUUUGGCGCUCGUGCAGGAUGAGAGCUUUCGGCCGUGGGUGGAGCUGUAUGCUCGGGAUAAGGAGAGGUUCUUUGCGGACUUUGCCAAGGCUUUUGCAAAGUUGUUGGAACUGGGCAUUGUACGAGACGAGAACGACCGGGUGGUCAAUUCGGAUAAUGUCAAGGGCGGAUAUCACAGUGCACCCAAGAAGAGCAAUCGGCCAGGAAAGCCAGAGGAGGUGGAUCGAUAUGGCGAGGCCGAGCCUCUGAGGAAAGAGAAUGAAGAGUUUCAGAAGCAGCAGCAGCAGCCAGAGAUACGAUCGAGGUUGUAGGAGAUGUGGCGAAGCUCGUUGCCUUCUUCCCACUCGGUGUUUGUGGUCCCGGUGGUGCUCUCAAAUACCACAAAGGAUGAAACUUUUUCCGUCUACAGAACAGUAUACACGAAUAGAACUAGACUCAUUUCAGUAACGGAUGAGAUGGUGAC